UUAGAUCAAUUCGAUGAUUAAUUAAUAUUCAUAUAAUUUGGUUUCGAUAAGUUUAUAUUCUCUGAAAGUCAUUCGAAAGUUGGCGCGUUUAAUUCAACGUAUCACGUGACUAGUACGAUCUUCCAUGGCCGUCCAAUAGAUGUCACUGUCGACUUUCGCGACAGUGGCCUCCUCGUAUGGCCAUUUAUCGAACUAAUCAAUGAUUCGACCAAUGAAAACACUACUCUUUCUGUACAUAAACGCACACGUACGCAUUGAGAACUAAUAUACAUGUAAUUUCCGCAGGUGGUGAUUUUCGGACGAUAGAGAGAGAGAGAGAGAGAGAGAGAGAAAGAAAGAAAGAAAGAAAGAAAGAAAGAAAGAUAGAAAAAAGCGAAGAUUCAGGGACCUAACAACGUUACGGGAAUUAACCUGACGAUUUCGUGUGACAGAGAAAGAGAACAAUAUAGAAAGAUAGAAAGAAAGAGAGAGCGAGAGAGAGAGAGAAAGAGAGAGAGAGAGACGAAGGAACGACGCGCGUGUGCUCGAGGCGCCUUCAUCGCGGGGCGUAUCCCAAGAUCGCGAGGUAAAAAGCGUCAUUUCUGAGUGCGUCAUUGCGUGUCCUUCCUCCUACUCUCUUAUUCGUAGACUUUGGUAUAUCCUGGUUUGGUGCAAUUUACAAAUAUAACUCAUAUGCGUCGCCAGAGAAGGAGAGCAAAAGUGAAAGAGAGAGAGAGAGAGAGAGAGAGAGACAAAGUGUGAUACAGAGUGAGAAGAAAGGAGUAAGUGUGCGCAUGUGUGUAUGUGUACAUGUGUGUAUGUGAAAAGAGAGAGAGAGAGAGAGAGAGAGAGAGAGAGCACGAACAUAGAGCAUCGAACUCGAUUUGACAAUCGGAUGGACGAAGAAGAAGAUCGGCUUUGUGUUUCAUCGCGAUGAGACGUUCAUUAAAUUUUUCCUUUGUCAAGAUAAGAUUUUGAAUUUUUCCAUUAAAUCUUUUUUCUUUUUUAAGUUUCGUUUCUCUUUCUUCCUUCGAAAGUGAUAAGAAUUUUUUCUCGUGUUAUCAAUCAUCGAUUCGUUAUCGUGAUUUAUUCAUUGCCAAUGUGUAACUCAGCCGACGCUUCGUACGUGCAAAAGUUAGGUUAUCUGCAGUUAGGAGAUGAUAGCUCGGACGUUGUUGGUACCCCCGGUACCGCUAGGCUUUCGGGUUCAAAACCCGAGGCCCAAGUGCCUGUUACGAGAAACGUCACUGUCAGGAAUGAUAUCAGGAUACCUGGUAGACCCGUAGGUGCUAUCGAAAGCUUCAUCGAGGGUAACUCUUCUGACAAUUCUAGACAAACUAUUUCUGCUGAUUAUAAGCUUUACGAACGUGAGAAUAUUAUAGCUGCUUCGAGGUUUGCUACUCCGAAGCCUGUUGAACAAAUUAGUGCUCAACAACAACAGCAACAGCAACAGCAGCAGCAACAGCAACAGCAACAGCAACAUCAGCAAAGUCAAGGACGUGUUAACAAUCAACAGGCACCUGUAUAUGAAAAUAUAGAUUAUUAUCCACAGCAGAGUCAACCAUUGCCUCCUUAUUAUCAUCCAGUUGAAUCUAGGAAAAGUCCUAGGGAUAGUCCUAGAGGUUCCCUUGCUGGAGAAUCUUAUGAAGCUAAUUUUAGAAAGGCACAACCUCAAGUUCCCACUGGAAGUCGUUAUCAAACUGCUUCGCCUGCUAAGGAACUACCGCCUUACGAAGCUCCUCCUGUUUAUGAGAAUAUUCAGGAAGUUCAUUAUACGGAUAAUGCUCAAAAUAAGCCUGGGCCUCAAGUUCCAUCUAAUUAUUAUCAUCCUGCUAAUAUCAACGGAGGAGAUUAUGUCAUUAUGACUGGAAAAGUUGGACAAGGACAAGCACAACGUGGCAUACCUCAAAGUUUGUCUUAUACGCAACAAAGAGGAAUGAAUUCUAGGGGUCAGAGUUAUGAUGGAUCAUGUUUACAACGUGCAACUGUUGAUUGUCCUUCCAGAUAUCUACAAGGAUCAUCUUCCAAUGCUGAUCAUCAGUCUGGUAGAAGCGCUUAUGUACCACCAUCUGAAUUACAUACUCCAACUAGAAACUUUAGCUAUGAUCAACAACAGCAACAGCAACAACAGCAACAACAACAGCAGCAGCAACAACAACAGCAGCAGCAGCAACAACAACAACAACAACAACAACAACAACAACAAUCUUCUAGAUCAGGACUACCUUAUCACAGUGAAUCACCUCCAAUACGUUUGCCACCAGAACCUCAUCAUUAUCGUAGUUCUCUUGAUAAUACUGUAGCUGGACAGCAGGCAUAUCGUACGUCCCACCAAAAUGACAUGCAGCAAACACAAUUUCGUCAAGAUUCACAAGUAUACAAACAAUUUGUGGAGCCAUCUACUAGAAGCAUGAAUCCAAAUUAUUCUACAGAAACUCAAGCUAGAAAUUCUCCUGUAUAUGGUAGUCGUUCAGAGCAACCAUCUUGCAGGAAUUCUCCGUGUUAUUCUCCAAGUCGUACAAUGCCACCCAAUGAUAGGAACUAUCAUCAAGAAAAUAGAUCAGAUUUUUCUGCUAGGAAUUCACCAAUUUAUUCUUCCAAUCGUUCUGCAGAGCAAUUACGUUUGGGUUCUCUCCAAAAUGAGAGGAACUUUGCGCAAGAUGCAUCCGAAUCGUCUGGUCCAAGGAGUUCACCUUUAUAUUCACCAAGCCGUACUGAUCCUGGUAGAGUUAUUACACCAAAUAGUAAUAGUAUCCGUAAUUCUCCAAAAGCAAGUCCAACUCACAGUCAAAUUCCAAGUGAUAUUGGCUUACAAAAUGUAACAAAUUCUCCUAGACACAUUUCACCUCCUUCUUCCACCAAUGCAGUGGGAAGUCCUGUACAUGUGCAAGUGCAAACACCAGUGACCAGUACUGUGACUUUAACCAAUGAUUCUGAUUCAACUGUUAAUGUACCUAGAAUUACAAGCCUACCACCGGGUGUUACCAGUGGCAUUGCUGGUCCUGUAUUUCUGAAUGCUGGUGUACCUGUGUUACAAAGAUCCUCAGAACCAGAACCUGAAGAAAGAAAAUUAGUUAGUCCACCUAUAAAGCCUACUCCUGGCAAAGGAUUGUUGCCAUACAACGUCAUUCCACCUAGACCAUCGGGUCCAACGGAAGCGGAAAGGAAGAUAGAAGAAUUAACGAGACAACUCGAGGAGGAGAUGGAGAAGCAAGAGGAGGAAGGAGAAUAUUUUGGUAUUUGUCACACGUGCGGUGAAAAGGUGACCGGUGCUGGACAGGCUUGUCAGGCUAUGGGUAAUCUUUAUCAUACGAAUUGUUUUAUAUGUUGUUCCUGCGGAAGGGCUUUACGCGGCAAAGCAUUUUAUAACGUUCAUGGAAGGGUUUAUUGCGAGGAAGAUUAUUUGUAUUCCGGUUUCCAACAGACAGCCGAGAAAUGUGCUAUUUGCGGUCAUCUCAUUAUGGAAAUGAUCUUACAAGCUAUGGGUAAAUCCUAUCACCCAGGGUGCUUCAGAUGUUGCGUAUGCAACGAGUGUCUCGAUGGUGUUCCUUUUACGGUAGACGUAGAUAAUAAGAUCUAUUGUGUUAACGAUUAUCAUAGAAUGUUUGCACCUAAAUGUGCAUCUUGCGGUAAAGGGAUUACUCCGGUCGAGGGUACCGAAGAAACAGUUAGAGUUGUUUCCAUGGACAAAGACUUUCACGUGGAUUGCUAUGUUUGCGAGGAUUGCGGCAUGCAGCUAACAGACGAACCCGAUAAAAGGUGCUACCCACUCGAUGGUAGGCUCAUGUGUCGCGCCUGUCACAUCCAACGCAUAUCUCAUACACAACCAAGAGCACCACAGCCGGUAUCUGCUAGCUAUCAAUUUAUGGGAUAAAAAAAAAAGAAAAAGUUAUAUAUAUAUAUAUAUAUAUAUAUAUAUAUAUAUAUAUAUAUAUAUAUUAAUUUGUAUGCGUGCGCGCUUCGCUUCUAUCAGAAAUGUUUCAUUUCAUUAUAGAUUUGCGCACAUAAAAGCCAUCCUAUAUAAUGAUUAACUGUGCGAACUUGUGCUUCGAUCACAUCAGUCUGAUGAAACUUUUGUCGAAUUGUCUAAAAAAAAAAAAAAAAAAAAAAAAAAGAAAAAAAAACAAGAAACAAAAAAAAAAUAACAAGAAAAGAAUAAAAAAAAAAAAAAAAGUAAGACUGCUCCAUAUAAAAAUAUACACUGCCUCUUGGGAUCAAGUAAUAUAUAUAUAUAUAUUUUUUUUUUCUUCCUUUUUUUAAACAAUUUUUUCUCACGAUACAACCGAAGUGCUAAUUUCAAUUAAAGAACAAUCGAUUUCGAGACAUACCUAUUAGCGAAAUAUGAUGUAGUAUGUGUAUUUAAUAUAUGAUUUUUUUUUUUUUUAAUAUUGUUUCUUUCCUACGGUACUCUUCGAACACAGUGGUCUCAUUAGGAUGAGCAAGUUGCGCAGGCAACUGUGAUAUAAUAGCAUAAUAUCGACUUGUUAAAUGGCGAACAUUUUAUUCCUUUUACUUCGUGUAUAUAGGUACACGUAUCUCAUUGUUAAUAAUUAUUAUAGUUAUUAUUAUUAUUAUUAUUAUUAUUAUUAGUAGUAGUAGUGUAAUGCGUAUUGUUAGGGAAAAUUUGAUGUAUGGAAAAACAAAACUCGAUUCAACGUCCCAGGUGAAAUGGCAAUUCCUUCGCAUUAAUUAUAAUAUUUAUAUGCAAUAUUAAUUAGACGUAGGAGCCGUUAAAUCCUUUAAUAUAUUAAUUAAUAUUUAUCAAGGAUUUGUGCGCUCUUUCAGUCGAUGCUGAUACAAUAUAAAACGAAUAAUAUGAAAAUAUGAAAUAUAAUCGUGAUUAUUCUUGUUCUCUUAAAAUGUUAGAUUUGUCUUUGUCAAUUGCAAUCAAACAAGUGGAAUGAAUUUAAUAGAUCAUUUAUUAUGUAUAUAUAUAUAUAUAUAUAUAUAUACACACAUAUAUACAUACAUACAUACAUACAUAUAUAUAUAUAUAUGUAUACACAUAUACACACACACACGAUGUAGUUCGUGUGCUUUAUUAUAUUAGAAUUUAAGCGCACAAUUUUUAAGCUGCCAAAAAAGAAAGCAAAAAAGAAAAACAAACGAUUGAUCUUUGUCAAGAUUUGCUAAUAUUAUCAGUUUACAUAUUUACAAUAGUUAAUUAAGUAAUGAGUACUGUAGAUAAAAGUACAAUCUCUCUUAUUUAAAUAUACAUAUGUACGAGAUGGUGUGUAUGAUGUGACGACCGUGUUCAAUAAAGGCGAACCUGACAGAAAUAA
Molecule: messenger RNA, 5261 nt
Organism: Vespa velutina
Lineage: Eukaryota; Metazoa; Arthropoda; Insecta; Hymenoptera; Vespidae
Gene: jub
Product: LIM domain-containing protein jub
Exons: 6
Coding region: 1079-3853 (924 amino acids)
Biological process (GO): negative regulation of hippo signaling; positive regulation of miRNA-mediated gene silencing; response to hypoxia
Cellular component (GO): P-body; transcription regulator complex; nucleus
Molecular function (GO): transcription corepressor activity
Source: RefSeq, a predicted model, not a curated record